Episyrphus balteatus (marmalade hoverfly) is the source of this 452-nucleotide messenger RNA. It is a transcript of the gene His4r, whose product is annotated as histone H4. Gene Ontology annotation, biological process: nucleosome assembly. Lineage: Eukaryota; Metazoa; Arthropoda; Insecta; Diptera; Syrphidae. Gene Ontology annotation, molecular function: structural constituent of chromatin; protein heterodimerization activity; DNA binding. Gene Ontology annotation, cellular component: nucleosome. The record is from RefSeq and is a predicted model, not a curated record. Bases 113 to 424 code for a protein of 103 amino acids. The transcript has 3 exons.
ACAAAUUGCGUCGCCAUUUUCUGAAAACAUUUCAGGACGACACAAGUCAAGCACAAAAGUUUUAUUCUUUAACUUAUUCAAUAAAAAAAAAAAAAAAAAACCAAUCUAAACAAUGACUGGACGCGGUAAAGGUGGAAAAGGUUUAGGCAAAGGAGGCGCUAAGCGUCACAGGAAGGUUUUGCGUGAUAACAUUCAGGGUAUAACAAAGCCUGCAAUUCGUCGUCUCGCUCGUCGUGGCGGUGUCAAGCGUAUAUCUGGGCUAAUUUAUGAGGAAACUCGUGGUGUUUUGAAGGUGUUCCUUGAAAACGUUAUUCGUGAUGCAGUUACUUACACUGAACACGCUAAGCGCAAGACAGUUACAGCUAUGGACGUAGUUUAUGCCUUGAAGCGCCAGGGACGUACUUUGUACGGUUUUGGUGGCUAAGCUGCUUCAAUUUUUGAAUUAAAAAUAA